AUGGAUAAUCAGAAGGAAAAGUUGAAAAAUAGUAUCUUGAGUAACAAUGAAAUAGAAAUAACUGAGUUAUUAGACAAUGGAUUUGAUCCUAAUUUCGAAAACGGUUGGCCUAUUAGACUAGCUGCUCGACAUGGACUUUACUCUAUUGUUAAAAUAUUCAUACAGUAUGGAGCAAAUCCACACGCAUUGAAUGAAGCAGGUGCAUCAACCUUACAACUAGCGGUGUAUUCUGGCUUAAACUGGGAUAGUAAUGACUGGACAUAUUUAUUAUCAUGUUGUGACUCUUCUCAGCUGGCCGACGGUGCUGCCGUUGCUAUCAUUUUUAACAAUAUAAAGGCAUUGAAAAAAAUUCUAUCUACUGGAAGAUGUAACACUAAUAUACCAACGACUUUAACAGGCAAAACCGUGGAAGAUUUAGCGAAGGGGCAUAAAUUGCAUUAUUUAUUGAAUUUUCCUGUGGUAGAAAAUAGUCUCGAAGUUUCACCGCAUCAACCUCAUCGAAUAAACAGAUCGGAUAUCAGAAAUUCACAAAUUCGACAACAUGGAAAUAGAAAUUUAUCACCAUCUGUAGCACGUUUCUUUGACCUUACCGCUGGCCAGCCAUCUUUGAGUCCUCCACAUAGUCCGUUAAGGAUUUUUAAAUUAAGCAAUCGAGAAAUGUAAAAAAUUUAAUUAUUUACAUUUUAAUAUUGACACGGCUAUGAGCUAUAACAUUUUGUACCGGAACUGACUGUAACUUUGAUAGCUUCGUUACGUACGAAGCUAUUGACUUAAUGUGCACUUUAAUUUUGUUACAGAUUUGUUUCUUUUUUAUAAUUUAAAAUUAUUUAUUAUUCUAGCAUUUAAUCAAGUAUUAUAGUUCAAUGAAUAUGUAAUUUAUAAGGCAUAAGACAAAGUAGCACAUUAAAUAAUAAUCGAAAUUAAAUAUUUAUGUAAAUUAAA
Melitaea cinxia (Glanville fritillary) is the source of this 942-nucleotide messenger RNA. RefSeq lists its product as uncharacterized. Bases 1 to 663 code for a protein of 220 amino acids. The record is from RefSeq and is a predicted model, not a curated record. NCBI's taxonomy places the organism in Eukaryota, Metazoa, Arthropoda, Insecta, Lepidoptera, Nymphalidae. Gene Ontology annotation, molecular function: protein binding. The transcript has 4 exons.